Gryllus bimaculatus (two-spotted cricket) is the source of this 553-nucleotide messenger RNA. NCBI's taxonomy places the organism in Eukaryota, Metazoa, Arthropoda, Insecta, Orthoptera, Gryllidae. The record is from the annotation of a GenBank genome assembly.
CGAGCGCAGGGAGCACGCGAGGGCGGCGGCGAUGGCGCUGCGCGUGAGGGUGGACGCCGUGAGCGGCGCCCGCGAGCGCGGGGAUAAGCUGCUGCGCGUGUCGUUUCGCGGGGUGUCCCAUACGACGGGGGCUUUGCCGGACCAAGGAGAUGACCUCACCGUUGGACAGACGUUCGAGUGGGCGGUGGCGCGGCCGGUGGAGUCGCACGAGACCCUGGCGCUGGCGCUGCUGCCGGCGCGGCCGUGGGCGCGGCGCGCGCUGGGCCAGUACGUGCUGGUGCUGCAGACGGUGGCGCGCGCCGGCCGCCUCGCCGUGCAGGACGCGCUCACGGACGAGCGCAGCCGCCCGCUGCCGGGCGCGCCGGCGGACGGUGGCGUGGGCGAGCCGCUGGACGGGCUGGACGAGGAGCAGCAGCUGCUGGUGGACGUGGAGGCCAACAUCGCCAACCUGGAGCUGGGCCUGGCGCACCGCCGCUCGCUCUCCCUCGAGAACGAGCCCAUCGUCGGCGGAGGGGGCGGGGCCACGCCCCCGCCGCGCAAGAGGCUCACGUAG